AUGCGAUCCUCUACAAGCCGUAGCGCAUUGGUCGCGAGUACUUCCAACUCUUCAACAGUCUUGGAUGAGACCACCAACAAGGUGUCAUCUGCGAAGCCGAGUCACUUCGCUCCCUGGGGUAGUGGCACUCUCAGGACAGAGUCGAACGUUGCGUUCCAGAGAAGGGGACCAACAACGGAUCCCUGUGGCACUCCCCCAGAGAUCUCGACCUCCAUUCUUCCACUGCCGGUGGAAACCGUUCCAGACCUGCCCCAGAAGUAUGACUGGAACAUGCGGUACAGGUAG
Messenger RNA from Macrosiphum euphorbiae (potato aphid), 285 nucleotides. The record is from the annotation of a GenBank genome assembly. Lineage: Eukaryota; Metazoa; Arthropoda; Insecta; Hemiptera; Aphididae.